CCCUAGUGCCCUGUGGUCGCCAAUGACACGGCAGCUGCGGCUAGUCAGCGCCAGCAAGCCAACGAAUAGGCUCUCCUGCGCAGCGCUACUCGAUCCGCAUCUUCUUCUUCUUCUCCCCGCGGUACGGAGCCUGUUAGUUAGUUAGUUACUCAGUUAAGUUAAGAAGUCGAGCCGCGCGCGGCGGCCGGGGUGUGUAGAUGAGCUCCUCCGGCGGCUGCUCGACGUGCCUGGAGACCAUCUUCGCCGCCGUGCUCCCGCCGCUCGGCGUCUUCUUCCGCUACGGCUGCUGCAGCUCGGAGUUCUUCAUCUCGUUGCUGCUGACGGCGCUGGGCUACGUGCCGGGCAUCGCCUACUCCGUCUGGGUCAUCCUCAAGACGGCGCCGGAGCCGCCCGGCAUCGACGGCGAUCGGCCUUACUACAUCCUCGCCUGACAAUACCAAGACUACAACCAGCUUUGUAAACAUACACACAAUCAUCAGCUGCUGCUAGUAAUUAAAACAGAGAUGCCAGUAAAAUAUUGGUUCGUUGGGAUGGCCAGCGAGUAUAUACUCUGCUGUUAUGCUGUCUGUGUUACUAUAUAGUUAUGUCUUGAUUGGUUGGCAAUGAUUUGCAGCUAGCAGUGUGGCUCUAGGAAGCAGGAAAUUCUUUGCUGCAGCAGUAGUUGUUGUACUGUUCAUUUCCCCCCCGUUCUUCUAGUUCUUCCUUUGGUGUGUGGGUUGUGGAUUGGUGGCAUGCUGUACAUGUACAAUUGGUUUUGGUUAACGAUGUCAAAGAAGUUUUACUGA
Brachypodium distachyon (stiff brome) is the source of this 785-nucleotide messenger RNA. Its product is annotated as hydrophobic protein LTI6A. Bases 198 to 431 code for a protein of 77 amino acids. The record is from RefSeq and is a predicted model, not a curated record. The transcript is spliced from 2 exons. Lineage: Eukaryota; Viridiplantae; Streptophyta; Magnoliopsida; Poales; Poaceae. Gene Ontology annotation, cellular component: membrane.